This is a messenger RNA of Mercenaria mercenaria, 3468 nucleotides long. RefSeq lists its product as uncharacterized. Gene Ontology annotation, biological process: positive regulation of voltage-gated potassium channel activity; regulation of synaptic transmission, cholinergic; sleep. NCBI's taxonomy places the organism in Eukaryota, Metazoa, Mollusca, Bivalvia, Venerida, Veneridae. The record is from RefSeq and is a predicted model, not a curated record. The transcript is spliced from 5 exons. The coding region runs from base 1050 to 1466 and encodes 138 amino acids.
UUUUAAAACUGGUUAUAAGAUGUAUUUAACUAUAGAAGGUGACAGGAUCCAGAAACCAAACGGCGAGUGAUGCAGUCAUGUAACAGCCUGCUCAACAGGAAGUGAACUCGGUCAAAUCAAGAAGGAGGAAAAACAUAAUCUAGAAGAGCAUUUUGGGGUGAUUUAUAUUGUGAUGGUUUGUAUCGAUUCACUGAUAGAAUGGUUAGAUAUGCGACACCAAUUACUAUGGCAAACAGCGUCGCUAUUGCUUCCUGCAAAACAUCCAGUUGACUCGCUUGUAGCCAAUAUUGCCUGUACAUUGGAUGUGGUAUUGAAAUAUCAGAGCUAGCUUUUUUUAUAUAACUUGUCUUCUUAUGUUGUUAUUUAACCUUUCACAAUGCAAACAACCACUUAUUUUCGUACGUGACUACAAUAUGUGAAGAUAAUAGUUUUAAUAUAUUUCCAUAUAUCGUGGACUUUGUCUUAUUUAUUGAAAUACGUCUCCAACAAGUUUCUGUUGUGUUUAUCCUCAAUAGAGUGAUGCCUGCUUGAACGUAGAGUACACUGAUAUGGUGAACAUCUAUUUACAAGAGAUUUCAUACAGAUUACAGAGGUAUCUAAUACAAUUGUUUUAUCAAAGGAAACAUAAACAUUUUAUCAAGACGACAUUACAGAUAUGUUGUUGUUUUUCUAAUACUUAUAAAACGUCUUUUCACAACGGAAAAAUAUGGAUUAUUUGGAAUAUAAUUAAUAGUAGUAGAUAUCAAUAGAUUUCACGAGAAAACAACUUAAUGACUUUUGAUAUCGUUGAUUGAAAUCGUGACAAAUAUAUAAUACACAGUACUUCAAAAAGAAUAUUUUAAUAGAAUCUACUGAAAAACAAUUCCAGCUGACAAAGUUUGAAAAAACAACAACAACAACAACAAAACAACAACAACAAUAUAAAGCAGAAAACUGACAGUUCGUUUAGAAUAGCACUGAGACACUGCAACAAAUUUGAUUCAUUAAAAUCAGAGGAAUCGGUUACAUUUUAUGUAAAAGAACAAAGAUAUGACUGAAGAAUUCAGAAGAUGGCAAGGUGGACCUUGACGUGGAUAAUCAUGCUGUUUCAAGGUUUCGGCGAGUGUCUAAAGUGUUUUCAGUGUGACAAUUUCAUGAAUCCGGCGUGUGGUGUCAACUUUAAAUCAUACCAGUAUCCGCCAGAAGACUGCCCGGGAUCUCAGUACAAGUGUGGCCUUCAAAGGCAGCAUCCGAAAGGAGAUUAUAUUGGUAUUAUUAGAGCGUGUUAUCCGUUAGGAUCUUUAGGACUAGAGGACGAGAGUGACAGUUGUCAGGAAGUUCAGCAUGAACUACAUAAUACAACAUUCUUAUUUUGUUUGUGCAGUGAAGACUACUGUAACAUUGCUUCGAGAACAUCACCAUCUAGUGUCAUACUGCACGUGAUAGUUAUAGCAAUAUCAUUUGGCGUAGUGACACUCGGACGAUAGUCACGUGCCUAGUUCAGAGAAUUGUAAUUAAUGUAUGAAUGUUUAUGUAUGUUUACACACGGGAUUAUAUAUGCACAGUGAAUAAACUCCAAGAUAUCCCAACAUCAACAUUAUUUAAUGGUGUAUUAUGUGAUUUUACUAUAGUGUCAACUUGUAGGCUGGACGAAAUUCUUUGAAAUAUAAAUAAUGAAAUUACAACCAUAAAGUGUAUAGAGUAACACUAUGACGAUACUCGCCUUUUUCUAAAAACUUUGUGGCCAUACUAUGUACAUCCGCAUAUGUAUUUAUUAUUUUCAAAAGAAAUAGGAGCCGGUACAUUUUAAAACACAUGAACGAAUUUCAUUUUUAUGAGCAUAAAGAUUAAAAUGAAACGUCGUUGUUCUGUCAUAUUUGGUAAGUUAAAUUAUUGUUAGAUGUAUGGUAAUAUUUUGUGAAACAAUUUCCACAAAAAAACGGUAUUAGUUCAUUUUUUUUUCAGAUGUAUAGCAUAAAUAUAAUUUUGCGAUGACAUUACUAGAUUUUGUAUGCAAUAAUACAAUCUAUAAGAGUAUCCAGUACAUAUCCGCAAGUUUCUUUUGCGUAUCUUGUUGCUUUUGUUUAAUAAGCGUGUUACUUUGUAAAUUUUAUUUAGUAAAAAAGUAGAUAAUUAGUCGAGAAUUACUAGAUAAUUCAUGUAUUUCAUAGAACACGACGGUCAUUUGGAAAUUUAUCGGCAAGGCAUUAAGAAUGUAUCAUCUGAAAAUUGUUGUUUUAAUCAAUAAGCGUUGUUGGGGUGGAGCACCUAUUUCUGCUCGAUAUCAUACAGCUCACUAUAAGUAUCCUCGUUGGAAAAAGAGAUUCAUUGUAAUACAAAUAGUCGUAUCAGUACUUGUUUCUAACGUGUUUUGUCAUUUGUUCUUUAUAUUCGAAAUUGUAUCCUUUAAACAGGUGUAAUAUUUACGGUUGGCGUCUGAGUUUCUGAUUUAUGAGCCCAUUAAUAUCCAGUGCAUGGCUCAAACUGUUGGAAGACAAUGAAGGUAAAUGGAAAUGAAAAACAUUAACUAAAGUAGUCAUCAGACACCCAAAUCUUAUAUUUUCCUUUAUCUAAUCGUAGACGACAGUAUGUAAGAAUUGGUUGAGAUCUGCUGUUUCAACAUAUUUUCAAAACCGAACUUCUAUAACAACUUCAAUUCCUUUGUAUUUUAUUUCAUAUUUCUUAAAUAGAGAAUAACAGGCUACUGUCUCUUGGUAUCAGUGUUAUUAGGUCGAGGUUCAAAUACCUAGUUGAGAUUAAAUAAUCUGUCUAGAAAAAAGCCAUGCAAAGCAAAAACUGGACUAAUAAAAUUCAAUCUGAAAGGAAGCUGAUGUAAAAACUAGUCCGUCAAUAUGUGGGAGCUUCAUUUUGAUAUCAGGUCAUUGACCUUGACCUGAUAUCAAAAAUAAUAUCGGGCAAGUGAUAUCAGGCACUUUGCAUGGUAGUUGUAUGAUAAAUUCUUGUAUGUAUGUAUGUAUGUAUGUAUGUCUGUCAAUGACGCUAAAAUAGUCAAAACCACUUUACUUAUUAUAACAUUCUAGAAUUAAAUGCACUUUUAUAGCCUUUUAGAGCAUUGCAUUGUGAGUACGAAGAAAAGUCAAUUAAAUCGGUUGUAUGUCUUGUCUACUCAGUUCAAUAUUAAUUCAAGUGAAAUAUCACGUUUGUAACGAAUAACUGUAUUCCAUUUGAUGCAAUAUUUCAAACAUUAUUGGUAAUGUGUUUUUGACGCCGAAACAGAAUACACAAAAGUAGAAACGACAACAACAUUUAGCGUUAUUUAUAGGAAUAGUGUCUGCAAUUCACAAUGUCAAUUGUGUCCUCAGUGAUAUAAGCUUGUAACAUUAUGAAUUGCAUUUCACACUAAUACCAUUUUCAAGGAGCGAUACGUCGGCAAUGCGAAAAUGUCAAAUGUGAAAACAUUGUUGAAACAACACAGAAAUGAUAUCUUAAUUAUUAUAUACUGAUUACAUUAAAGAAAUGACAAAAUAA